AUGGUUCCUGUCCGACAAAGCCUUCAACUCCUGGGUUUGGCUGCUGUCGACCGAUUUCGAAAUGUUGGAUAUACUGCUUCUGCCGCUUUAAUGGCCUCGCGAAUACGUGCAGCUGCUAUCUACGUAGUAUUCCAUCAACAAAGCCUCUGGUCUUCAGUAGUACAAUGCAUGACAGUAGCCUCGAAGUGCCUGAGUCAAGGGAAUGAAGGAAUUGGUAUCAGUGUCUACACCAGAAGCUACAUGGUGUUCAACGGCCCAUGCUGGCUUGGUGAUCGCGGCUCUGACUGGCAGGCUAUUCCCAAGUGGUUAAAGGGACCAUGCUCAAGUUGGUCAAGGUGGCAGCUGAACUUCCAGUCACCUGCACGCACGCCGAGGGAGAGGCGCGAUCGUGUGAGCUACGCCUGGGGUUACUCCGUAGCUUGA
Messenger RNA from Fusarium venenatum, 423 nucleotides. NCBI's taxonomy places the organism in Eukaryota, Fungi, Ascomycota, Sordariomycetes, Hypocreales, Nectriaceae. The record is from RefSeq and is a predicted model, not a curated record.